CUACAAGUCACUAGAGUUUAGAUACAGUUAGUGAUCGACACAUUGAGAUGGAACGAGCCUGUCUUCAACUCUUGCUGUUGAGUACUCUGGUAUACUGUAGCCUCGGACAAGGUGGAGCCUCUCUGAGUGUCAGUCCUGACAGAUCUCAGUUCUUUGAAUUUGAGUCUGUCUCUCUGAGCUGUGAGGUUCAGGGGAAAUCUGCUGGAUGGAGAGUGAAGAGAUACACAGUCUCUGGGGAGAGUUCAGAUUGUGGAAGAAAAUGGGGAAAACCAGAAGGAUCUUCAUGCAACGUGUCACUAAUAAAAUCAUACAGUGGAGUGUACUGGUGUGAGUCUGGAUCUGGAGAACACAGCAACUCUGUCAACAUCACAGUACCUGCUGGUGCUGUGAUCCUGGAGAGCCCUGCCCUUCCUGUGACUGAGGGAGUUUCUGUGACUCUGCGCUGCAGAUAUCAGGGAACUCUCUCUAACCACACAGCUGAUUUCUACAAAGAUGGAUCCCUGAUCAGGACUGAGACUACAGGAGAGAUGACCAUCCCUGCAGUAUCCGAGUCAGAUGAAGGACUCUACAAGUGUACCAACUCUGAAGGAGAAUCACCAGAGAGCUGGAUGACAGUGACAGCCUCUCUCUCUCCUCCAGCUUCUCUCUCUCCUCCAGCCUCUCUCUCUCCUCCAGCCUCUCUCUCUCCUCCAGUAUCUCUGAGUGUCAGUCCUGACAGAUCUCAGUUCUUUGAAUUUGAGCGUGUCUCUCUGAGCUGUGAGGUUCAGGGGAACUCUGCUGGAUGGAGAGUGGUGAGGAACACAGAGAGAGGGAAUGUUUCAGAGUGUAAUAUUGACUGGGGAAAACAACAAGGGUCUUCAUGCAUCGUGUCACUAAAACCAUCAGACAGUGGAGAGUACUGGUGUGAGUCUGGGUCUGGAGAACACAGCAAUGCUGUCAACAUCACAGUAUCUGCUGGAGCUGUGAUCCUGGAGAGCCCUGCCCUUCCUGUGACUGAGGGAGAUUAUGUGACUCUGCGCUGCAGAUAUCAGGGAACUCCCUCUGACCUCACAGCUGAUUUCUACAAAGAUGGAUCCCUCAUCAGGACUGAGACUACAGGAGAGAUGACCAUCCCUGCAGUAUCCAAGUCAGAUGAAGGACUCUACAAGUGUAACACCUCUGAAGGAGAAUCACCAGAGAGCUGGAUGACAGUGACAGUUCCAACUUCCAUUCCAUCUCCAGCAGUCCCAGUGUUGUCCAUGUCUCUACCCAGGCUGCUGUGUAGUCUACUGGUGGGGUCUCCCUACCUGCUGGUGACCAUCAUACUGCUGGUGAAAGGCUGCAGGAGCAGGGCUCAAGGUGAUCGUGUUGAAGAAGAGUGAGGCUGAGAUCACCUGAUCACCAUAACAACCAUCAGAAUGGAACUCAUGGAAUUCUAAUAUAGAACUGUGAGUCACAAUGCUGUAUGUUGUUACAUUGUAGCUCCACCUGCUGGAACAAUAGUGGCAUUUGAUCAAAUGUGAUCUAUUAACUGAUACAUGUAUUAUUCUGAUUGGAAUGUGUUUUAAUAUAAUGUGUGUUGUAUUAUUCAUUCAGCAGCUGUCCUUUAACAUCAGUCAUAUACUGGUCAUAUACUCUAUAGCCUUAUGGUUGAUACAUUGUAAAUGCCUUAACUUUUCAUGUCUAUACAGAUCAACUGAUAGGUGUUGAGGUUCAGGCAUUAUUGUUACAGGUUCAGUAUAAUGUUAUACCGUUACAUGUUACAGAGAUAGAAAACAUACAGGAGAGGAGAAUUCAAUUAUUACAAUUAUUUACUUUAUUUUGUUUAAACAUGACUAAUGUAGGGCUUUUGUUUUGUGG
Molecule: messenger RNA, 1839 nt
Organism: Oncorhynchus mykiss (rainbow trout)
Lineage: Eukaryota; Metazoa; Chordata; Actinopteri; Salmoniformes; Salmonidae
Source: RefSeq, a predicted model, not a curated record